AUGUUGCUCUGGCCCCGGCUCCUGAAGCCCCCUCCGUUUCAACAUCGGAUAUGCACCUCUACAAGAAGAUUUGCGGUGCAGGCUCCAGGAGUUCCAACCCUAGAGGUAUUCAAUCGCAGGGCAAAACUACUACAAAAGGAACGUGCGGCAAGAAACGUCAAGCUGAGUCGCAAAGUAGACUAUCUCAAAGAUGAAGUCGCAUUUCGGCUAAGUGAGCGACUACUUGAUAUCAACCGACAUUUCGCGAACGUAUUAGACUUGGGCGCAAACAGCUGCAACAUCGCGAAAGCACUCACACAGCCAAUUCCUCCUCCAGAAAAGGACAAAGGAAGAGAAAAGAGGCAGCAAAAACAGCAGGAAGAGCAGCUGCAUUCAACCAUGCCAUCAUCAUCACCACAUCCCACCAUUGCAAGCCGAAUAUCAAAACUCACAUGUAUCGACGAAUCCCCCGCCCUCCUAUACCGCGAUAAAGACCUCCCAUUCAAUUCCCAACUGGAUAUUACCCGCCAAGUUGUCUCUAGUCUCGAAUCCAUCCCCUUCAAACCCAACACCUUCGACGCAGUCCUCUCAUCCCUCUCGAUCCACUGGAUAAACGAUCUCCCUUCCCUCCUCUCACAAGUAAACCAUAUCCUUAAGCCAGACGCACCAUUCAUCGCUGCAAUGUUUGGUGGUGAUACGCUAUUCGAGCUACGCACAUCGCUGCAGCUAGCGGAUCUUGAACGGCGUGGAGGCGUGAGUCCCCAUGUUUCGCCUUUGGCUGACGUGCGGGAUGUGGGCGGAUUAUUGACCAAGGCUGGCUUUAAGUUGCUUACCGUUGAUAUGGAGGAUAUUGUUGUGGAGUAUCCGGAUACGUUUGCCUUAAUGAUGGAUUUGCAGGCGAUGGGGGAGAGCAAUGCGAUUCUGCGACGGGAGGCUGGCCCGAUAUCAAGGGAUGUUUUGUUUGCUUGUGAUGCUAUAUAUAAGGAACUCCAUGGGGAGAAGGACCGGGAUGGGAUUCCUGCCACGUUCAGGCUGAUUUAUAUGAUUGGGUGGAAGGAAGGGGAGGGACAGAAACAGCCGCCUGCCCGCGAGGUAGUGGAGAGCUGA
This is a messenger RNA of Paracoccidioides brasiliensis Pb18, 1086 nucleotides long. RefSeq lists its product as uncharacterized. The record is from RefSeq and is a predicted model, not a curated record. Gene Ontology annotation, biological process: mitochondrial respiratory chain complex I assembly. Gene Ontology annotation, cellular component: mitochondrion. The coding region runs from base 1 to 1086 and encodes 361 amino acids. The transcript has 2 exons. Gene Ontology annotation, molecular function: S-adenosylmethionine-dependent methyltransferase activity.